Messenger RNA from Rhizoctonia solani, 624 nucleotides. RefSeq lists its product as uncharacterized. The coding region runs from base 1 to 624 and encodes 207 amino acids. Gene Ontology annotation, biological process: protein targeting to ER. The record is from RefSeq and is a predicted model, not a curated record. Gene Ontology annotation, cellular component: membrane; signal peptidase complex. The transcript has 4 exons. NCBI's taxonomy places the organism in Eukaryota, Fungi, Basidiomycota, Agaricomycetes, Cantharellales, Ceratobasidiaceae.
AUGUCUGAAAAAACCAACAACACCACGGCCCCUCCUCAGCUUGAAGAGGUCAAGGUCAACAAUUCAAGCCUGACGGAACUCAAGCUUGCAUGUGAUGAUGCAUUACGCAGACAUUUGUCAAGGCCAGAUCAAUUCAAGGCACAGCACACCCAUACUGACGUACGUCUUGGUCUUGGGUACGCCAGUGUCGCUAUCGCCGCGGUAACGGGUUUGUAUUCAUGGAAGAAGGAUUUUGAAGAAUCGAAACCAAUGGUCUGGGUUGGCGUUAUUUUAUAUAUGCUUUUAACCGGAGCACAAACACUGUAUGCAUAUUUCGUUGAACGGGACACAGUUUUCGUUGGAAAGAGGAAAACAGUCAACAAGAGAAUUGAAACUGAGCGACUAACUAUUGGUGCCAAGACUUUGCCAUCCAACAAAAAGAAUGUCUCCACUGGACCGCGCUAUGUUUUGACUGCAAGUUACGUCCAUACUGCCAACGGUGGCAAAUCGCUUAUCCGCAAGGCAAAGCAAACCACGGAAGCUACCUUCACAACCUGGUUUGACGAAGAGGGGCGAAUGGAUGAAGUUGCUUUUGGCGAAUGGUUAAGUGGUUUCGUUGAAAAACUUGUUGGAGAAUCUUCAUGA